This is a messenger RNA of Mangifera indica (mango), 1458 nucleotides long. RefSeq names its product G-protein coupled receptor 1. The coding region runs from base 63 to 1016 and encodes 317 amino acids. Gene Ontology annotation, molecular function: G protein-coupled receptor activity. Gene Ontology annotation, cellular component: plasma membrane. The record is from RefSeq and is a predicted model, not a curated record. Gene Ontology annotation, biological process: cell surface receptor signaling pathway; adenylate cyclase-activating G protein-coupled receptor signaling pathway. Lineage: Eukaryota; Viridiplantae; Streptophyta; Magnoliopsida; Sapindales; Anacardiaceae. The transcript has 9 exons.
AUCCAUUUAGGUAUUACCACUCCGCUAACUUUGACUCGACGUUACUUAAGUGCAACAUUAUUAUGGCGGCCAGUCUCGCCGGCAGUUUCACGCCUCACGAUCGCCGUAUUCUGACAGCUGUCAACACCGGAGCAUCCAUUUUGUCUUUCGUCGGCUCAAGUUUCAUUGUCCUUUGCUACUGUUUCUUCAAAGAGCUUCGCAAGUUUUCCUUCAAGCUCGUCUUCUACCUCGCUCUCUCUGACAUGCUUUGCAGUUUCUUCAGCAUAGUAGGGGAUCCGUCAAAAGGAAUUUUUUGUUCAGCUCAGGGAUAUAGCACACAUUUCUUUUGUGUGGCUUCUAUCCUUUGGACUACUGUCAUUGCCUUUACUCUUCAUCGUACUGUCGUUAGACACAAAACCGAUGUUGAAGAUUUAGAAGCCAUUUUUCACUUGUAUGUUUGGGGAGCGUCACUGGUUAUGACUGUCAUACGCUCUUUUGGUAACGACCGGAGACAUUUAGGUGUACUGUGCUGGACACAAACUGGGCGCACUGGAAAGGCAGUUCACUUUAUAACUUUUUAUGCACCGCUCUGGGGUGCUAUUCUGUACAAUGCUUUUACAUACUUUCAAGUGAUACGCAUGUUGAACAACGUAACACGUGUAUGUAUUCAAAUGGCGGUGGGCAUGUCAGAUCGAGCAUAUCAGUUUGAUAUGAAGGCUUUGAACCGGUGGGGAUAUUAUCCACUCAUUUUAAUAGGAUCAUGGGCAUUUGGCACAAUCAACCGGAUUCAUGAUUUCAUUGAGCUAGGCCACAAAAUAUUUUGGCUUACAUUUCUUGAUGUUGGGACAGCUGCCCUCAUGGGCCUGUUUAACUCAAUAGCAUACGGGCUUAAUGCUUCGGUGAGGCGGGCAAUAUGUGAAAGAUUGGAUUUGUUCUGGCCUGACAGAUUUAGAAGAUGGUUACCUAAUUGUUCUAGGCUUAGAAAUCCACAGCAAGAAAGUGAAUUAGUCUCUUUGAAGAUUCAAGAUCAGCAAUAGCAGUUUGGGUGUUGAAUUUGAUUCCUUUAGCAAGAGCUAAAUUUUCUUUGCCAAAUUCUUUCAAAAAAGUUUCAAUGGGGGGAUGAUGGCAUUGAGAAACACAAGUGAUACUACACAACACAUUCAUUCUGAGUCCAUAGAAUAUGGUUGUUUGAUGUUUAGAGAUGUGAUUCAUGUAAGGUGUUUGGCUUUUGCUUUUUGAAACUGAUUUGAUGGGCUAUUUUCAAGUGGGCACUUGGUGGAGAACCCUGCUGCAACACCACCAACAACUUGGAAGUUGUAUAUUUCUCUUGUAGAAAAUGGUUUUUAAUGCUCCGAAGAGACCCAUUUGCUAUGUAGACAAGGAUUUGUGGAUUUGCCCCGUAUUGUAUAUUAUUUCUAACAUUAUGAAGAUUAUGUUCGCAAUUUUCUUUUAGAAAUGUAAUUUGUAUUUGUUGUUUCA